UCCACGCGACUCGUCACUCCCCAGCCAUGGCGGCCGCCCCUCUCACCCUCCCGACCCAAUGCCUUCCACCCUUAUCCUUCCGGCCGCCUCGGAAAAAGACCACAAUACCCCUCUUAGCCUUCGCCACCGCGUGCAGGGCGCGAGCUCCAUACCCGCUGAAGGAGGGGCAGUCUCGACUUUUCCACCGGCUGCCCUCCGGCCUCAACAUGGAAGUCAUCUUCCAGAAGGGCCUUUCAUCGUCGUCGGCGGCGGCGGCGGCGGCGGCGGCGGAGGAGGCGGAGAAAGGAUGCCGCCCUCCACCUUUGGUGUUCGUCCAUGGGAGCUUCCACGCGGCCUGGUGCUGGGCCGAGCACUGGCUCCCCUUCUUCUCCCGCGCCGGCUUCGACUGCUACGCCCUCAGCCUCUUGGGCCAGGGUGAAAGUGAUGUUCCUACAGGAGCAGUAGCAGGCACUCUCCAGACACAUACAAGUGAUAUAGCUGAUUUCAUCCGAAAAGAGGUCAGCAUGCCACCUAUUUUGAUUGGACAUUCAUUUGGAGGACUCAUUGUUCAGUCUUACAUUUCAAAGAUGAUGGAUCAGUUUUCCUCCAGUCAAACAUCUUCUGAUGAGAGGAAUGCAUGUCACCCACUGCUUGCAGGAGCUGUGCUUGUAUGUUCUGUUCCUCCUUCUGGAAAUAGUGGUCUAGUGUGGCGGUAUCUCAUGUUCAAGCCAAUUGCUGCUAUUAAGGUAACACUGAGCUUGGCUGCAAAAGCUUUUGCAAAUUCUCUGCCCCUUUGCAGAGAAACAUUUUUUUCUUCAACAAUGGAAGAUCAACUAGUCCUAAGGUAUCAGGAGCUAAUGAAAGAAAGUUCGAAGCUGCCAUUAUUCGACCUCAAGAAGCUUAAUGCAUCUUUGCCUGUACCUUCAGUGUCAAAGGAUUCUAUACAACUUCUUAUAAUGGGUUCCAGUGAUGAUUUCAUAGUUAGCAUACAUUGGUGGUUUUAUAUUAUGGUACCUAAUUCUUCCUUAUAAAAUAUCUCUACGAUGCCUUCUGGUUUUCUUCUUGAAGUCUUCCUCUGCCUUCUAAUUGCUUGCUAUAGAUAUUUAAAGCCAUUUUCUGGACUCAUGAUUUCUAGACAAUAAAAAAGAAUAUUUAUAUCUUCUUGUGCUGACAUUAUUAUGCCUUAAAAAUAUCUUACGCUCAAUUAUAAACUUUUUUAAACUGCAGGAUGCGGAAGGGCUUUACGAAACAGCAAAGUUUUAUGAUGUGCAGCCAUUUUGUGUGGAAGGUGUUGCCCAUGAUAUGAUGUUAGAUUCUUCAUGGGAAAAAGGUGCAGAAAUAAUCUUGUCAUGGCUAAAGAAUUUACAUUAUGAGCAAAUUCUUUGAUUAGUUGGCAAGAUCUUCUAGAGCACUCCUUUUCCUACUAUUUUUGAUUUAGUGCCAUAAUUUUUCUUGUCUGUGCAAAUUAUUUGAAAUUCCGGAUUGACAUGCACCACUUGAAAGUCGCAACUGUCAUGCCAACAUUAUAACAGAAAUAUGAGCUUUAUUCUUUUCUUGUCAUGUAUGGAGGUUAUUUCUCUUUGAUGUUUCCA
Messenger RNA from Elaeis guineensis (African oil palm), 1571 nucleotides. NCBI's taxonomy places the organism in Eukaryota, Viridiplantae, Streptophyta, Magnoliopsida, Arecales, Arecaceae. The record is from RefSeq and is a predicted model, not a curated record.